This is a messenger RNA of Bipolaris sorokiniana ND90Pr, 3181 nucleotides long. RefSeq lists its product as uncharacterized. The record is from RefSeq and is a predicted model, not a curated record. The transcript is spliced from 3 exons. Bases 102 to 3008 code for a protein of 968 amino acids. NCBI's taxonomy places the organism in Eukaryota, Fungi, Ascomycota, Dothideomycetes, Pleosporales, Pleosporaceae.
UCCGCAUGUUACACCUCUGAAGCUGAGUUUCCAAAAUUCGUAUAUAUUUUUUACCCUCGGGCCUCGCAGUUACGAGCGACACUUGAUGCAAAGUUUGACCAAUGAAUUCAGGCGCCUUGAGCUCACAGAUAAGUAGGGAUCAUAUCGAGAGAUGGCAACAGGGGAUAUCUCCAAAGCCAGAGGGAAAUCAUGGAAUGAUAGCCCGCAUGUUUGAUACAUGCCUCGGGCUGCUUCGAAACUUGAUUAAACACUCCAGUCCUACAUGGAUCACAACACCUGGAAACUGCACGCUUCGGCAAGGCUACGCCACAUUACAACUCUGGGAGCAUGGUCAUGGAGUGGUUGAAGGAAGACUUGAUGAGCACCUCAAGCGAUCAACGGAAGUUCGACAAGCUACCAUCGAGAUCCUGAUCCAUUUGUGCAGAUGUCUGAUAGACGGAAUAUCGAAUUUCGUCUUACCGCAGGUGAAUGAUGCCUCAGUCCAACUUCAGCACACAGCAGCCUCAGAGCUUUAUAAUGAAUGGAAAUGGCACUUAAAGGCUGCCGACGAGAGCUCAAGUGAGGACGAAAGCGACAGUGGUGAUGAUCAUGAAGAAGACAAUUUACCAACACAAGUAGAUAUGAUGAUCCGCAGAUCGAAGACAUACAUAAACUGCUUAAUUGGUCUUGGUACUGCGUUAGAAUGCCCAGCUCCGGAUGAGUCCCACGACGAUGAGCCUGGCGUGGUAGGGGUGGGCCCACGUUCUGCGCACGACUAUCACACUGAUCUGAUACAAUCAAAGUACCCAGAGGCUGAAGUACAUUUAGUGCAGGUUUUGGGCAAAAUCAGCUGGUCGCGUUUCUUACGUAUGCAACGUGAGCGCGACAACAAUACCGCUGCGACGCCUGAGCUACAGGGCCUACUAGUACCCCUUGCUACCAAAUCCACUGGCCUUAGUUCUGAAUUUCAGGAUUCAGGGGUUGGCACUUCUCUCGCAAAAUCACAGUCAUCGUAUGCGGAAUCGACUGUAUCGUUCAUGACGAGCGUAUCGGGUGGCGAGCGAGUCCGCAUCCCACCGCUGCCAGCAGAAGGGAAAAAUGGUCAACCCUUUGAGUGUAUCGCAUGCGCAAAACUCGUAAGGGCAGAGAAUAAUCACGAAUGGAGGAAGCACCUCUUUAGCGAUUUGCAGCCUUACAACUGCUUCUAUCGUGAAUGCCACUUCAACGCAACCGCAUUUACGAACCUUCAAACUUGGAAAAAUCAUCUAGAAUUCGAACACAAUUGUGGACCUGCAUGGGAAGCAAUUAAAUGUCCACUUUGUUUGGAUCUUACAGGAGACGGAAAGAGCGCCAUCUUAACACAUUUUGCGAGACAUAUGGAAGAUAUUGCUCUUCUAGCUCUACCAGCUGCAGUGGAAUCAGAUGCUGAGUCAGACACAAGUAUAGAUACGCCCUUUGAUAUCAAUGGAGUGGAGCCGACACCCCCAAGAGAGUCGGAACCAGCUCGAUCGCCAAGCAACCCGCCCUCAUCGCCGCAUUUAAAUGCCCAACCACGGCCACAACCAUGUGUUCCACAACUGAACUGGGAAUCAGGAGAUCCAUCGAAUCUACAGGAGAUCAGUGAGUUUUUAGAUAUGGAAAUCCGCGAGUGUGAACAAAACCCGUCGAAAUGGGUAUCAAAAGAGUGGCCUGUUAAACAAAAGAUCAGGGAACUUUUGGACAAGAAAGUCCACGAGCUUGAACAGGAAUCUAUCACUGAAGGAUCAGAAGAGUGGCAGCAUCUUCGGGGUUAUGUGCAGAGUAUUACCAAGCUCUUGAGCAAAAAGAUACGCGAGCAUAGUGCAAAAACUUUGGACGAUGAAUCAGAAGAGCCGAGGAACCUACAGAAAAUCAGAAAACUCUGGGAUGAGAAAAGACCAAAUGAUGGCCAAGAACCGCCGGGCCGUGCUAACUAUGUUCGAUACCCGAUCAAAGGAUCCAAGCGGACGUUUGAGGGUGACACUACUAUAAUCAACGGCUACCUUCAGCUCGAGUCUUUCGCGGGAAGCAUAUAUCUCGUGGUCUUGGAUCAAAAUGAGCCUCAUAACCAGUUACUAAGAGAACAACUAAGCAAGGGCAUUGAAUACCGAAGGGCGGGAGAAGCAACCCUUCUCUGUACCCAAAAGAAUGGAACGGAACUGUUACUCGAUUUCCAAGACCCCGAAGGCUGCGAAUCCGUAUGGAUACAUAUCAGAGAGGCAAUAGACUACCCUAUACACGCACAUCAAAUAGACAGUACUGAAGAACCACGCGAGCUGGCUUGUCCACCACAUAUGAACCUUACGACUCCAUCAGAACAUGCACCAAACUCGCCAAGUAUCGCCGGUGGCAAUGAAUUACUACCUGAGAGCCUUGAGGAGCCGUUCCUACCGGCGUCUCAACCCUACUUGUGGCCGUCUGAUUCGGAGCCUAAGUCACCAUCCCUCAAUCCAGAUCUCAAAGAGAACCACCCAGACAUGACGGAACGCCACAACAACUUUCCAAUAAACGAGGAGAUCAAUUACAGCAUGCGUGAAGUUUCGCCAGAACCCGAAGCUACGAUCAAGGAUAAACCUCAACUUAUUCCGCAGUUACAAUACCCGUUAGCAGUUUCGGACCCAGCAGCCACUCUAACAUCAGAACAAGUAGAACUUCAGCCAGCGCAGCCUAUAGAGGUUGCGAAGCUCCAGAGGACAAAGAGAGAACACAUUUGCCCAUAUUGUGCCAAAAUCUUCACCAAGAAGUUCAACUUCGAGUCGCAUCUUGCAACUCACGGCGGCAGUCAACGAUUGGAAUGCCCACAUUGCGAUAAAACGUACGUCAGAGAUUGCGAUUUAACCCGCCAUAUAAGACUUCACCAUGUAAAUAGCACAGUUACAUGCGGUGGCGUACUUCCAGAUGGUAGGAAGUGGGGAUGUGGAACUAAUUUUGCAAGACUUGAUAUACUUCGCAGACAUCACAAAUCUAGAAAGGGCAAACAAUGUCUUGCAGAAAGAGACAGCGAAGAGUAACCAAUAGCUUCAAUAUCUUAACUAGGGGCUAACAAUUCAUGUAAAGCAUAUCUUAAGGCUACUUUAGUAGAUUGAAUAAAGCUCUGGCGUUCGACCUAAAGGAUAGUAUUAGUCUAGUAUAUCACAACUAUAUCUUUCUCUUGAAGAGGCUAGCGGUUUAACUAAAAGCUUCG